AUGGGUAAGCUCUUCAACACACCUGUUAUGCUUCUGUUUGAUACUGGUGCUUCGCAUUCCUUUAUUUCCACUCAUUGUGUGACUACCUUGAAACUCGGUACGAAACAAUCAGAACAUAGAAUAGAAGUAUCUUUCCCAAUAGGAGGCCGUAUAGAGAUCUCACGUACUUGCUCGAACUUAGAAAUCACUCUGAGCGAACUUAAGAUUGUAGCAAACAACCUGAGUGUUAUGAUCAUGUGGGAUAUGGAUAUUAUAUUAGGGAUGGACAGACUGGCUGAAAACCAUGCCACGAUCUUGUGCAAGAAAAGGCAUAUUUCUUUUAGAACCCCCGAAGGUGAAGCUACUCGCUUUCACCGAAUUUCCAUGGGAACGCGAAAAUCUGUAAUCUCGAUGCUGCAAGCCAGUAAGCCGGCGAAGAAAGAAUGCCUGGCGUAUUUUGUCUACCUUAACAAAGAGAAGAAAGAAGAAAGAAAAUUGGAAGAGGUCGAAAUCGCUCGUGAAUUUCCAGAUGUGUUUCCUGACACACUACCUGGUCUACCGCCAGAUCGAAAAGCAGAAUUCACUAUAGAUCUAGAACCAGGAUCUGCCCUGUAUCGAAGGCACCAUAUCGAAUGGCCCCAAGGGAACUGGAUGAACAGAAGGUACAACUGCAAGAACUCUUGGACCUGGGAUUCAUCCGACCCAGUAUCUCGCCGUGCGGAGCACAUGUACUGUUUGUUAAGAACAAAGAUGGGACCAUGA
Molecule: messenger RNA, 741 nt
Organism: Salvia splendens (bonfire salvia)
Lineage: Eukaryota; Viridiplantae; Streptophyta; Magnoliopsida; Lamiales; Lamiaceae
Exons: 1
Coding region: 1-741 (246 amino acids)
Biological process (GO): proteolysis
Molecular function (GO): aspartic-type endopeptidase activity
Source: RefSeq, a predicted model, not a curated record